AUGGCGAACAGAUCGUGGUUACCCUACAGCAUCUCUGGGGAGAUAGUAAGAGGUUUUGGAAGAGGAAGCAAUGAGCUGGGUUUUCCAACAGCGAACUAUCCUUCGAGUGUUGUUGAUGCACUUCCUGACUCUUUUGAAUGUGGAAUAUAUUAUGGCUGGGCAAAAGUAAAUGAAUAUCCGGUAUAUCCAAUGGUUCUAAGUCUGGGAUACAAUCCAUUUUACAAUAAUACUAAGAAAACUAUGGAAAUACACAUAUUACAUAAUUUCAGCAACGACCUAUAUGGCAGUCAUAUGACUGUUGUGAUGAUUGGCUUUUUGAGGGAAGAAAAAAGCUUCAAAUCAACUGAGGAUCUGAUAGAUGCAAUUGAACAGGAUAUCGCAAUCGCCAAAGAAAUGUUACAGAAAGCAGAGUGCUUGCGCUUGAAAGAAAGUUUUUCAUAUGAUUUAUAA
Helobdella robusta is the source of this 450-nucleotide messenger RNA. RefSeq lists its product as hypothetical. Gene Ontology annotation, biological process: FMN biosynthetic process; riboflavin biosynthetic process. The transcript is spliced from 4 exons. The coding region runs from base 1 to 450 and encodes 149 amino acids. Gene Ontology annotation, cellular component: mitochondrion. NCBI's taxonomy places the organism in Eukaryota, Metazoa, Annelida, Clitellata, Rhynchobdellida, Glossiphoniidae. The record is from RefSeq and is a predicted model, not a curated record. Gene Ontology annotation, molecular function: riboflavin kinase activity.